GGUGCUUUCCAAGUUAGAGGAGAACAGAGGGAGAUAGAUAGGAACAGUACUUUGUGGUAAUCGGAAUUGCUCGGGUGUGACAGAAGAGGAAGUCAAGAUAAAACCUGGAGGCAGUUAAGGGUGAGCAAAUCAGCUGAAGUGGAGUCCUGGGUGGACUCGGUGGUGGUGGUGGGGGGUGUGAAACUGGCAGUGACUCGCUAUGAACGCCAGCGUUAACGUCGAGAGGAAUUCCUGGCGGUUACCUCCUGAUGAGACCGUCCAGGUGGCUGAUCCUCGAUCAAAAGACGAAGUUAAAGAUGAUCUCUAUGGUGACGGUGGUCACAACUGGAGAAGUAUUAUAUUUUCACUUCUCGUAAUUGGAUUUGUCAUUGCUGGCAUAGUUACCGCAAUAUAUCUUCUCGGGUAUGUCGACGAACUUUUGUACUGGAGCGGUAGACGCCUCACACUUGAAGAGUGCCUUCGAGAUGACCUUUCACCACAGCGGUUGCCACCCGCCUGGGUAUCUCAUGACAAAUUCGUUUAUCAAGCGGACGAUGGUUCAUUAGCCCUCCUUGAUACACUCAACAACUCCGUAGCAUUAUUAGUAUCAAAUCAUACCCUUAGACAGUUGAACGUUCAAGGUUAUCAGUGCAGCACUAAUCUUCGUUACGUACUCUUCAAACACGAUGUCAAGCCGGUAUUUCGAAACACUUUCACCGCUCUUUAUACAGUCUACGAUGUUACCAAUGAUCAUCACACACCCCUUCGUCUUCACGCACCUCCGCGAGUACAACAGACACGAUUGCAGUAUGUCGCAUGGUUGGGCAAUACAACAGCAUUAUUGAUGAUAUCUGAUAACAAUAUAUUCUUAAGAAUGUCGCCAACAGCGCCAGUAGACAAGAGACUGACUGACACUGGAGUGCCUGGAAUUAUUUACAACGGUGUACCAGACUGGUUAUAUCAGGAGGAAGUACUACCAAAAGCUGAGGCAUUGUGGCCGAGUCCCGAUGGACAGCGUCUUUUAUAUGCGACAUUUAACGAUACCAAAGUAACGACUUUACAAUUUCCUUGGUUUGGUAAUCCAACGGGGUCGGACGCCGUCAGUUCGAAUCCAUCUGGCAUACCACAUAGAAUCACCUUUCCACCAUCCAAGUCAGUGCGUUAUCCCACUCCAGGCUCAUCGAAUCCCGAGGUCACUUUGUGGCUAGUGGAUCUCAAUAAUUCUACCGACAACACUAAUGAAUCCUUGACAUCGGAAUUUUUUCAUUCCCCUGUUAAACCACCGCCUGUAUUUGACGGCCAGGAUUUUUAUUUAAUUUCCGCUGGCUGGAUGGACGAUGAUGGGACGCAAAUUGGGGUUGUGUGGAUGACAAGAUCGCAGAAUCUCACUGUUGUAUCUGCCUGUCGUAUGCCAAAAUGGCAGUGUGAGGAGAUUCACUCAGAGCGUGCACCUGAGGGCCAAUGGCUCGAUGCUCAGCCGCAUCCCCUAUUCUCACCUGACGGUGACAGUUUUCUCCUGCUAGCUGGUGUGCAGGAGGGCGGACAGGAGCACUUUACUCAUAUCAAACACGUUACACUCACUCAGCAACGCAUUGCUGUACUGUCGCACGGUCGAUACGAGGUCAGUGAAAUACUCGCAUGGGACACCAGAGCACACUUGGUUUAUUACCUUGGAACGAGGGAACGUAAUCCAGGACAGAAGCAUUUGUACGUCGUGCGGGAUCCAACGACGGACGACCCCCGACGAUUGGAGCCACUCUGUAUCACUUGUGAUUUGGGGGAUGUUCUCUGGAGUAGUAGAUUCUACUACACGAAUUGUACGAGUUUUGGUGCCUCUGUGAGUGUCUCGAGCGAGGCAAGACAGGGAUAUUAUGUACUGCAUUGUGAGGGGCCUGGACUUCCACUCGCUGGAGUGCACUCGGUGACAACUCACAAAAUGGUACGGGUGCUUUACGACACGAGAGUUCAACGCGCCGAAAGACUGUCACAGCUCGCCUUACCGAAGAGGAAAAGUUUUGAAGUACCACUGCCACAGGGGUGGCGUGCCCAAGUGCAACUGCAAUUACCACCCUCGUGGCGUGAAGAACUCAGGGAUGCUGCUUUUCCAGUUUUAGUUGAAGUUAAUGGCCGGCCAGGUAGUGAGGCAGUUAGUGACAAAUUUUGUAUUGACUGGGGUACAUACAUGUCGAGUCACAAUGACGUUGUUUACGUUAGGCUCGAUGUGAGGGGUGCACGGGGACAGGGUAAACGUGCGCUAUUUCACAGAAUUGGGGGCGUUGAAGUACAGGAUCAAUUGACUGUUCUCAGAUAUUUACUUGAUGAAUUCAAGUAUCUCGACGAGACUAGGGUGGGAGUGUGGGGCUGGGGGUAUGGAGGGUAUGUCACUGCCAUGCUACUCGGCAGCCAGCAGAAUAUAUUCAAGUGUGGAAUUUCGGUGAAUCCAAUCGCGGAUUGGUUGUACUACAAUUCGGCCUUUACGGAACGAAUUUUAGGAGCACCAGUAGAAAAUUACAAGGGCUACGUGGAGGCAGAUUUGACACAGCGUGCACGAUUGGUACCAAGCCACAGUCUCUACCUUAUUCAUGGCCUAGCUGAUAUGACAGCGCCUUAUACCCAUGGUAUUGCUAUCUCGAAAGCUCUAUCUGAUGCUGGUAUUAUCUUCAGGUAUCAGAGUUAUGCGGAUGAAGAUCACGCCUUGACAGGCGUGAUUGAGCACGCUUAUCGUUCCAUGGAGGACUUCUUUACUGAGUGCCUCACUCUGGAUGCCUCCUAGUGCCUCAAGACGAUUUCUUCUUCGUCAAACGUACCGAGUCUUCUGCUAGUAAUUGAUACACUUCGAAUUAUUCAUUCGGAGAUUCGGAUUUUUUUUAUCCAAUUUAAUUUCUCCGUUUGUGACAAAAUUGUUCACUUAUUUUAGUGAAAAAUAUAAUAAUUGGCUUAUCCUCAUCCAAGUUAUUAAAAUAAUAGUAAUAAUAAUAAUAAUAAUAAUAACAAUACUGAUAAUAAUAAUAAUGCAUAAAUAUGAUCAUUAUAAAUAGGAGUUUCACAGUACUCAAAAUAUUAUGCCCGUAAUUCUCAAAAUAUCGGGCCAUACGUGAAAUAUGCACUGAGAGAAAAAUAUUAUUCAUUCGUUAAAAAAAUUGCCCUGAAUUUUCAUAUUCGUACUUUUCGUUUAAUUAGAUAAAGAAAUUACUCAGUGUGACGAAGGUUCUAGAGCUAAAUUUCUCCUCUACAAAUCACCUUCUAAAAUUUUUCCCUCAAAAUUUCAACUUAGCUGACCAUCACACCAAAUUAAAAUUCGUCCUAAUCAAUUGACUUGUUAAAUCAUACUUAUUCAGUCCUUCAGUUAAUGAAACUUGAAAAAAAUACAUGUUGAUUGUGAUUAUUAUAGAUUUUGGCUUACAUAUGUGUGUAAGCAGAAUUUUUAAGUGGAUGUUUUUUAAAAAUUGAAAAAAAUAUAUAUCUAUAUUCAGUUAUUUGAUUUAUUUUUUUUUUACAUAUUUUUUUGUUUAAAUAAAGUUUUGAAACGAAAUGGUGGGAGAAAUUUAUGAAAAAGAAAUUUAACCCUGUUACCACUAUGAUUGCUCAAUCGACUGAUUUUCUUAUUAUAAUUACACGAAAGUGAAAAAUCAAGGGAGUUAAGAGCAAGAUAAUUAAUAAGUUUUCCACGAUGGUAGAUGAUGAAAAGUAAAGAAUCUAGAAAUGUUGAAAAAGAAAUAUUCAGAGUAUUAAAGUAUGGAAAAAAUGAUAAAAAUCAUUGAAAAAAUCUCUCGUGUUAUCGGCAAUAUCUUUAUAAAGUACAUAAAGUGGAUUAUUACAGUACAUUAUUAGCAUAAAAUAAGAUGUUAAUGAAUUGAUUGGCCUAUUUCGUGGAAGCGUGAAGGUAAUUGACAUGAAUGUGUUUAAAGGCGUGCGUAGGUAUGACAAAAGUAGUAAUAAAAAUUACGUCACGAUGAUUAAGGACACAUGUACAUGAUUGCUUGGAAAUAUUCUCAAGUAUGAUCGAUAUCCCGAAAACUCGCUCUAAUCGUUAAUAAACAGGGGUAGAGAUAAUUAAUGAAUUUAUACGAUUGUAAAAUAAUCGAAGGUCAUUCUGUCAUAAAACUUUUAAUCCAAUCCCGUCCCCAGCGUUUGAAUAAAAAAAAAUAUAAACAUCAAAAAACAGUAAUUAUUGAUGUUGCACAGCUUGUGGCGCUUAGGUGUUUGUAAAAAUUCAUUAGUAGAAUCAUGAGUAGAAGAAUAUGGAUGACUUAGGAAAAUUAAUUGACAGUUGCUGCAACCGAGAAGCAAUUAGACGAAUUUAAUCCGUUUAUUUUAUUACUUAUUGUUGAUUUCUUCAACGCAGAAUUAAAAUUGUAAAUAAAUAAUUAAAAUAUUGUCGUCGAGAAGUUACUUCGUUGAAAUAAAUCAGCGAGUCAAAAUAAUUAUACAUAAAUGAUGAAAACGAGCUUCGAGGCUGAUAAUUACGUAACUCCACAUUUUUUAAAUGUUCAACGUGAUGUGCGAGUCGAAAAUUCCAGCAGCUCGCGCAUUCAUAAUGAUAAAUAAGAAGCAAAUAAAAAAAGGACGAAUAAAUGGCUGUUUUUUAAAAGUGGCCGUUACUAGAUAAUAUUUUUGUAAAUUUGGGACUCCUCGAUUAUUAUUACGGGACAAAAAACUUAAAAUUUCAUGUUAUUAAUAACAUGCAAUGUUGAUCUCUUUUUACACAACUAAAUCCAGUAUUGAGUGAAGUGAAACACGAUGAUAGCAGGUAACUAUUUCAUUGUUGAAUAUUUUUAAUUCGCCGAUUUGAAUUUGCACUUGUUCUUCAUUAUUCAAAAAUGAAAAGAAUACUUGACGAAUUAUUGAUGAUGAUCAUUGAUAUUUGCAUUUAAGAGUUAUCCUAUUUAGUGUAAAACGAAAAGGAAAACAGUUGUUAAAUGAUAUAAUGAAAUUUCCUCUGCUACCCCAUGAAUGUACUCCAAAUGAAUACAAAAACAAAAUCAUUUAAAAAAACAAUUCCCUAUUUAUUCAAAAACUCUGUACUAUUCCUACGUUUGAAAAUUGGGAUGGAGACUGAAAAUUUUAGAAUGAUUUUGAUUCUAUUUGUUUGGAGUACAGUGAGGAAGCAGCAGAGGGAAGUUCGCUCAAGACGACACCAUCGCAAUGGUAUAUGUAUAUUGAUAAUUUAUUCGAGGUAAAAUUUAGUCAAUAUGUUGUCAGUCUGUUACUGGUAACUUGUCAGAGAAGAAGAAAAUAAUUAUUGCGCAGAAAUAUUUUACAGUUAGGCCAGUGAAGAGUUUAAUUAAUCCGACGACAAAUCACGUAGAUAGGGGUCAAUAAUAAUUAUGCUUCAGUCAAUUGUGAUUUUUUAAAAAUAAUAAGUCACGUACUGUGAAUUAUUGUUAAUUAUCAUUUUUUUUCCUUUUAUUAUUUAUUCUGUCGAUAUCAUUAGUCAAAUAUAAUGAUAUUAUUUUCAGGAAUAUCCAGUUCUAGCACGAGCUGCGGAAGAAGUUGUCACACAAUUUGUAAAUAUAAAUAAAGAGUUAUAAGACCCUCGUUUAAUUGAAAGUAAGAAAUAAAUUAGGGGGGAAGUGGAAGAGAUAAAUGGCGUAAAUCAAAAUGUUGUGAAUUGUGAGUGAAUGAUUACUGUUAAUAAGUAGUAAUGGUAAAUGCGGCCAAUUAGAAUACAAUUGCAUUCUUCACUGGAGAUGUUUUCAUUGAAUUAUUUAAAUUGACAUGAUGGAAACGUGUGGCUGUCAUUUAAUCCUGUGGUUAUCAUUUAAUCACCUAUUUAAAUUCUCAGGUAAUAGUCAUCUACUGAUGAUUAAAUUACCCAUUCGAAUAAAUUAAUUGUCAUUUCGUGGCGUCUCUCAUAAUUUUUUUUCACGCCAAUUAACUGUAAUUAAUAAUUGUUAUUCAAGUUUUACUCACACAGCAGUCAUAUUGUCUCACUACUUCGAAUGGUAUUGUUAAGCUUCUCAGAUAAUCUCAUAGAUAAUUAAUUUUCCCCUCCAGGCUAAUAAAACGAAAAUCUUGCAAAGAAAUUCUUGAUAAAAUCUUGGGAACGGGGUAAAUCAUACCUCUCCUCCAUCUGCGCUAUAUUCUGCCCAAUCACACUAUGUUUCUAUCGUAAUUUAAGACUAAGUGCUUCUUCAUACCAGAGUCAAUUGCAUAGCUUUAAUAACAACAUCAAAAAAAUUUUUUAAAUUAAAAAUAUUGACAAACAAAUGCAACAUAAAGACACGAUAAUGUUACACACUCGAUAGUAAUCGCAUAAAAUUAAUAAAAUUGCUAAUAAGAUCCUUUCGAAUAUAAUGAGAAAACAAAUGUCAAAAAAACGUUUGAUGGGGUAAUUUUACAUAUUUUAUUGUAAUCGUGCGAUAAAUAAUUACAUGAUAAUUAUUUCAUUAGGUCCUUGAUUUAUCGAAUGAAAUGAUUGCCGUGUAAUCAUUGAAAAAGAAAAGAUAAAACUAAAACGUACAAUCAAUUACUGAAUUUUAUAACUUUGAAAUAAAUUUUUUGUAUUUCGAAUAAUAGUUGUAAUUUUAUGAUAAAAAUGUUAAAUUAUGGCCAUUGAACAAUUAAAACAUGUGGAAAAUCAUAAUUCACCUAAUUUGCAGAAAUGUUUGUUUUUUUCUCAAUAAAUAUUCACAGGCUUCCACUUUUUCACACAUUAACACAAGAGCUUUUUCAUGUUUUCUAUACUUGAAUUGAAAUAAACUAUGGCUUUUCAAAUAAUUAAUUCUAUAGUAUCCUAUCAACUAAGUAACAAAUAGAGCUUAAUGAGGCUUCUGUAGAAAUUGUUGAAUAAUUGAUCUUAAAUUUUAAUUAAAACAAUCUUUAUCGAGUGAAAGGAGUGGAAUCAGGCGAACGGAAGUAUUGUAAGUGAUUAAAAAAUGUGAAAAAUUAAUAUCCAAUAAAUGACAAAUCCAUAUUGUUAACUAAGCAUUAAGGCUGUUAAAGGGUCGGUUUAAAUACGUUCAACAAUCGUAGUUAAGGGUUAAUGUAUUCUCAAAUAGUAUAUAUAUAUAUAUAUAUAUAUAAUAUUUAUUUAUUAUUAUAUUAUAUAUAUAUACGCCAGGUACACGCCAGGUAGAUCGAUUCUUGCGAAGAAAUUCCAUUAGAAUGUAUAAUAUAUCAUAACAUAGAAAAAAAUUAUUGUUGGUUUUUUUUUUCAUUGUAACGAUUAGUGAAACAAUGACAUACUCUUUAGGUUCUUUACUUCAUCAAUUUAAUAGCCCACUUGGUUUUUAUUUAUGCACUCUAAUGAGUAAAACCACAGAAUGGUGGGAAUUGUUACGUUCCAUAAAUUGAUAAAAUCCAGAUGUACAUGACGUAAUUCAGGUAAAUUCAACGUUACCAAGGCCUCAGCAUUGUCCAUCACAUCACCAAUUUUUCUCUGCGCGUACAGAUUAGAUAAAAUAAAUUUUUAAUUUUCUCCCCAAUUUUUUAAACAGAUCUUUCAAGUAGGCAGGGUUUUUAAAGAGAUUCCAUUUACAAAUCCUUCCUAAACUUUCUUUUAAAAAAGUAUUCUGUUUAAAGGGUAAAGAAAAAUGAACGGAAACAAUUUAACGAAAUCAUUUUUUUUUAUGUACUACCACAGAAAAAAUUGACAAUAUUAUCGAUGAUUGGAGAUUUGAAUGACAUUGAGUUUAUGUAGAAUUCUCCAAAUACCUUUUUCUCAUUAACGAUUGAUAAAUGCGUGUGUGUUUCGGAGUGUGAAUGGAAAAUUGAUUGCAUUAAAAGUAAAAAAAUCUCUAGUAAAUCCACUUCUUACUCCGCUAAAAGCAGCACGAUAUUUCUCAAACAAGUGAGCCUCAUCUUUGUCAAUAAUAAAAUGAUAACAAUGUUAAAUGUACGCGGGUAAAUGAAUAAAUUGGAGAUAUGUUUAAUUAAGAGAGUGAAACUGUAUGUUUUAUCAAGCGAUCAAACUUCUCAAUGGCCUCAGGAUAUUUACGUUGUAUACAAUGUCAAGAGUAGUGCUUGAGAAUUUAUGAAAAAAAUAAAAAUCAGGAGGUUAAAAUUCUUAUAGUUAUGUAUUAGGGAAAAUUGGCCGUAUUAUCAGCGAAAAGAAAGAUGGAAAUUAGACGUUUGAUAGAUUGAGUUUAGAAAUCGCCUGGAUGGAAAGAGGCGCGAAACGAUAACGUUAUCAACUCCUUAUUUCAGUUGUUCCAGUAUUAUCAAAUUUAUGUAUGUCUAAACGGAUGGUGCCUCAAGGCAAGUCGACACGUGACAAUAAAGUACCGAAGUACAGAUGAUAAACUCUAAGAGAUACCAUGAAACUCCACCCAAAUACUUAAUUUAAUCUUUUGUAAUGAAUAAUUCACGAAUAAUUGACGGUUUUUAGUAGUCCAAUUGAUUUUAUUUCAUCAUCACGUUCAUUGACAAUCGCACAGCGAAAAAUCAAAAUCGAUAGGUAUAUUAAUAUCUCCAAAGCUGGUAAGCGAAGCAUAAAAACAAUGAUAUAAUUCAAAAAAACGUAAUUUAAAUUGACUAAUUGUAACGAUCGAUGUACUUAGUGUAAGUUUUUCUGAAUAAAAAAAAGGGGUUGUCCUUUGUUGUUGUUGGAA
This is a messenger RNA of Diachasmimorpha longicaudata, 8531 nucleotides long. RefSeq names its product inactive dipeptidyl peptidase 10. NCBI's taxonomy places the organism in Eukaryota, Metazoa, Arthropoda, Insecta, Hymenoptera, Braconidae. Bases 200 to 2752 code for a protein of 850 amino acids. The transcript has 13 exons. Gene Ontology annotation, biological process: proteolysis. Gene Ontology annotation, molecular function: serine-type peptidase activity; dipeptidyl-peptidase activity. Gene Ontology annotation, cellular component: plasma membrane. The record is from RefSeq and is a predicted model, not a curated record.